AUGACGCAGAUGCAUUUACAAAAGGCCGCGGAUGCGGUCAGGUGCAAGACCUUCCCGAUGUUCCUAGAAGGAAGGGCCCGGCAGUGGUUCCAGGGACUUCCCCCCAGGUCGAUCAGGUCUUUCACCCAGCUUGCACGACUGUUCUCAGCACAGUUCGUCUCUUCACGGGCCUUCUCUAAAAGCACCGCUCACCUCAUGACUAUCCAGCAAAGGGCUGAGGAGUCACUACGCGAGUACAUGGUGCGAUUCAAUAAUGAAUCCCUCCAGGUCCGCGACCGAGACGACAAGGUGGUCAUGGCUGCCUUCAUCAACGGGCUGCGCAAACAGAGACUAUAUACCGAGUUCGUAGAGAGACCUCCCAAAUCAGUUCGGGAGAUGUUGGACCGAGCUCACGAAAGGGCUAAUGCAGUGGAAGCGAAUCGCUUGAAGGGUGAACAGGAGAAACUGCCUAGGUCAAGCAGGCCGUGA
Messenger RNA from Coffea arabica (coffee), 468 nucleotides. NCBI's taxonomy places the organism in Eukaryota, Viridiplantae, Streptophyta, Magnoliopsida, Gentianales, Rubiaceae. The record is from RefSeq and is a predicted model, not a curated record.